Physcomitrium patens is the source of this 2684-nucleotide messenger RNA. RefSeq lists its product as uncharacterized. The record is from RefSeq and is a predicted model, not a curated record. Gene Ontology annotation, biological process: biosynthetic process. Gene Ontology annotation, cellular component: eukaryotic translation initiation factor 2B complex. Lineage: Eukaryota; Viridiplantae; Streptophyta; Bryopsida; Funariales; Funariaceae. Gene Ontology annotation, molecular function: translation initiation factor activity; translation initiation factor binding; guanyl-nucleotide exchange factor activity.
GGCAGCAGCAGCAGGAAAGGGGACUGGGGGGGCUGGGGGUGGGGGAGCUGGGUUUUUGCCAUCGCUACGCCCUCUUUUUUGGAAAUCUUUGUCUCUGCCUCUGUCUCUGCCUCUCGCUUGCAUGAUCGCAAGCCUCCAGACAUUGGAUUUGGUGGGUAGCCAUGGCGAAGAAAGGUGUGAAAGCAGUAACAGAGAUCGCAGAUGACGAGGUUCGUGUGCCUCUACAAGCCGUGGUGCUGGCUGACAGCUUUACGCAGAAGUUUCGCCCGAUCACGCUUGAGAAGCCUAAGGUUCUUCUGCCAUUGGUGAGUGUCCCCCUGAUAGACUACACCCUAGAGUGGUUAGCAUAUCAGGGAGUGGAAGAGUGUUUCGUGUUUUGUUGUGCUCACGCAAAUCAGGUGACGAACCACUUGGCCAAGUCGAAAUGGAGGUCGCAACCCAAUUUCUCUGUUACGCCAAUCGAAUCUCAUGAUUGUGUCAGUGCUGGGGAUGCAUUGCGGUUGAUUGAACAAAGAGGCGUGGUUCGUGGGGACUUUGUGUUAGUAAGUGGCGAUACGGUUAGCAACAUGUCCUUGAAAGAAGUGAUCAAGGAACAUCAAGAGAGGAGGAAGAAUGACAAAUUGGCCGUGAUGACCAUGGUGGUCAAAAGAGCAAAGCCUUCCCCUUCAACAUUUCACGCCCGCUUAGGAAAUGAUGAACUGCUACUUGCCAUAGAUCCACACAGCAAGCAAUUGUUACACUAUGACCCUGGUCGGGAGUAUGGAGGUCGCGAUAACUUUCAGCACCUACCCAGUCAGCGCAAUGUGCUACUAGAACGGUCUGCACUUAAUGAUCGACCCUCUGUGCAGCUAUGCACCAAUUUGCAGGAUUGUCAUAUUGAUAUCUGCUCACCUGAGGUUCUUGAUCUCUUCACGGACAAUUUUGACUACCAGCAAAUUCGUCGCGACUUUGUAAAAGGACUCCUUAGUGAUGAGAUCAUGGGCAAUAAAAUAUUCACUUAUGAAAUCGGAAGGGAAUAUGCUGCACGGGUCGAGAACCUAAGAGCUUAUGAUGUUGUCAGUCAAGAUGUUGUACAUCGGUGGACCUACCCAAUGGUUCCUGAUAUUCCUUUCGGGGGCAAUACUUCCGGCAUGAGAUUGGAACGCUGCAACGUGUACAAGGGAACUGGUCUCACCUUAUCGCGAACAUCAACAAUCGGAGAGAACUCCGUGCUAGGUUCGGGGACAGAAAUUGGUGAAGGAACUAUUAUCAAGCGUUCAGUUAUUGGUCGUGGUUGCCGGAUUGGGAAGAAUGUUUCUAUUGAAGGUUGUCACAUCUGGGACAAUGUCACAAUUGAAGAUGAUGCUCAAUUGCAAUAUUCAGUUGUUUGCGAUGGUGCAAUUGUGAAAGCUGGAGCAGUUUUGAAGCCUGGGGUUGUGUUGUCUUUCAAAGUGGUGAUUGGUCCGAAGUUUGUCGUUCCUGCUUACUCAAAGAUCUCAAUGAUGCGGCAACCUACUGAAGAAGAUACCAGUGAUGAAGAGUUGGAAUAUGCGGAUGCCGCUAGUGGUCGAGCAGAUAGCCCUCGUCCUUUUCUUGACGAUGCAGACAGUCGUAAUGGAAGUGCUGCUGGAGAAGUAGAGGAUGUUGACGAGUCUGGUGAUUGGGAUCCUGAUGAAGUCGGUGAAACAGGGGCUGGUUACAGGUGGUCUAACAGAGAUGGGAGUCAGGAAGAGGAUUGGAGGCACUCAGUGGCUCCUAUACCCGCAGAUAAGAUACGAGAACUAGUCUCAGCAGAAGAGGAAGGAGAGAUUGAGGAGGCUGAUAACGAUUUCGGGGCAGCAGCUAGGGAUAGCAUAGCCGGCACAGGAGUAGAGGGAGACGAGGAGACUGAGGACGACGAAGACGAUUUUGAAAAGGAGGUUGAGGGUACAUUUUUGAGGUUAGCUGAAGGUACAGCUGGAGUCCAGCCUGAGCAUGUAGUAAUUGAGGUUAACAGCUUAAAGUUGGCAUACAACAAAACUUUUGCAGACUGUGCUGGGGCAAUGUUCAAGGCCUUGGCGAAUCUUGCGUGGGGAGGUUCUCAUGCUUCUGCAAAGGAGUUGUUGAUGAGCACCAAGGAAAUAAUCUCAAAGUGGGGUUCUUUGCUUCAAAAGUUUUUGAAAGGCUCUGAUGAUGAGCACGAGAUUCUUCUCACUUUCGAAGAAGUCUGCUCAGAGUGUCACAAGGAGUUUGCUCCACUCUUCUCUCAGAUUUUACAAGUACUUUACGACAAAGAUAUUGUCUCUGAGGAUGCGAUCUUGGCUUGGGCUGAAGAAAAGCAAGAUGCUGAUGACAACGAUAGGGUGUUUCUGAAGCAGUCAGAACCUUUCAUUCAGUGGCUAAAGGAGGCCCCAGAGGAAGACGAUGACGAGGACGACGAAUGAGACGGUCCUUGUUUAUGAAUCCGUUCGCUAUUCGUUGUCUCUUAAGAAGGGGCUGUAUUAAUAUCUGGAAGCCGGCAGAUUUAACUCAUAAUUUGUUUCAAGGUUAGUCCUCACAUUAUUGGGUGUUUGCAAAUUUAUGCAUAACUCAGAGUUGAACCCAAAGUUUUUUUUUACAAGUAUUUUAGGUCAAUCUCAUGUAAGUGCCUCUGUUAAUACAUGUGCUAUCAUGUGUUAAAUUCCAAAGACUGCAAGACCUCUUGUAUGAUGGGUGGGUUACCUUAA